This is a messenger RNA of Meloidogyne enterolobii, 1419 nucleotides long. The record is from the annotation of a GenBank genome assembly. Lineage: Eukaryota; Metazoa; Nematoda; Chromadorea; Rhabditida; Meloidogynidae.
AUGGAUCUCUUACAUUUAAAUUGUACUUUAUUGGAUAAUUUAUUUAAUAAUCAAAAUAAUUCUUCUACGAUCUCACCAACUUAUUCAGCUACUUCUUUAAGUAAAGGAAGUGCUAAUGCUGUUUCUGAUAUGGCUUUAACUGUUGGAAAUGUUGAUUAUUUUAUUCAACAUUAUAUAUUUCCAAUUCAAUUUUUUCUUGGAGUUUUUGGAAAUUCAAUUAAUUUAGUAGUUUUACUUUCUUCUGGAAUGAAAAACCAAGCAAAUAUUUUACUUGCAGCAAUGGCCUGUGCUGAUUUAGCUUUUUUAUUUUGUAUGCUUCCAAAUUCUCUAGUUUCUUUUCCAUUAUUUUAUCGUUCAAUUGGUUUUGCAUAUUUUUAUUUUUUAACAAAAAUUCAUUGUUUUGCUCUAGCCAAUUGCUUUUCAACUGCUGCUACUUUUUUUGUGUUGGCAGUUUCUUUAGAAAGAUUUACUGGGGUUUGGCGUCCAAUGCAUACAUGUUUUCAAUUACGUGAUAGACGCUUAUUUUUGCUUAUUUUGAGUAUUUUUGUCUUUGCCUUUUUAUUAUCUUUUUAUCAUCAUAUCGACCACAGAGUUACUAUACAAAUUCAAUGCAAUAGAGUUUGGGCUAAUUUCCAGCAUAUUAGCCAAUUAAAGAAUAUUUCCCCUUUUUUAUUGAAAUAUUUGAGAAUAGCCAAAUAUGGCCAAUCAUUAAUUGCUGUAAUUCUGCCUGUUAUUGCUGUUGCUAUAUUAAAUGUUUCUUUAGUUUAUUUUUUAAGAAAAAGGAGAAGAAUAUUAAAUAAUAGUACAAAUAAUUGUGAUGGGGAUUUAAAUGAAUUUAAAGAACAAGAAUUUAGAUACUCAGAUAUUGGAACAUUUCAGCGUAGAGAAAGAAAAGUAACUGCAACAGUUAUUGCUAUUGUUACUUGUUUUACAAUAACACAUUUGCCAACAUUAUGCCCAGUUAUUUGGGAACAUUUUUUGCCAAAUAAAAGGAGGGUUGAAUUAGUUACCGUUACAGCUGUUUUGAAUUGUAUUUUGGUGACUGGAAAAGUUUUAAACUUUUUCUGUUUUUGUUCAAGUUCUGAACAUUUUAGGAAAAGGACUGUUUUAAUACUUAAAGCACAAUUGUGUCAACGCCGUUCUCGAAAGAAAUAUUCUUCAAUGGUUGCUUUAUCCAAUUUAGCAACACAAACUAAUUUAACUUUAAUUCAAAACGGUUCUAAUCGAAAAAAUUCGAGUUCUGCCAGAACAUCAAGAACAACUUCUCAUUCAAUUAUUUCUUCAAAUCAACAACAACAACCAAACAAUAAUUAUAGAAUACAAAAACAGUCUAUACUUAGUCUAAGAGAGGCAUUAUUGAGACAAAGUGGAGCUGAAUUUGAUGAUAUAAUAAUUAAUUGUAAUGGACAACAACAAUAA